AAAAUACAACAAAAGGAAUAGAUACUCUCACACUCUCUCUCUCUCUCCGUCGAAUCCGUUAUCCAGCUCCGCCGACAGCAGCAGCAGCACCGCAUCGCUGCGCCUUUCUAAAUCACUCUCAUUCCCUCUUCCUGUAGAUACCUGUUAGGAGGGUCCUUGUUACAGAUACGUAGAAGUAGUGAAGAUGAGCAGCGGCAAGAAAACUGGUCCUCCCAAACAUCAGAACAAAAUUGCUUGGAAACCUAAUGCUGGUAUCAAGAUCAACGAAACUGAAGUUGGAGGAAGAUUUAGACCUUUAUCAGAGAUAACUGGAGUGUGCCCUCGCUGUAAGGAACAAAUUGAUUGGAAACGACGUUAUGGAAAAUACAAGCCUCUUCAGGAACCUGCUAAAUGUCAAAGAUGUUCAAAGCGGGCUGUUCGCCAAGCUUACCAUAAUCUGUGUUUUGCUUGUGCCAAGGAGCAUCGUGUUUGCGCAAAGUGUUGUUGCCGUGUGGAGCGUAUAGUUGGAAGGGAUGUUUCAGAAGUUGAGGCUGAGCAAAAGAUGCUUGAGGAGGCCAUUAAGAAUGCUAGCGAGAGAGAAAGGAGAUCCCUAUUGCGUGCUAUGAACAACAAAGGAAAAUCUAAGAGUUCAACUGAUACUCCGACAGAUACAAAAGACAACAAAGUAGGACAAUUAUUUCCAAAUUCUUCCCUGGAAGAUUAUGCCAAAAAGAAUGGAGUUGUCGGGAAACGUAAUGAUGGUUGUGAUAGUAAACAUGAUAAUGAUGAUGAAAGUGAGGAGGAAGUUUAUGAUGACGAAGAUGAUAAUGACAGUCCGGAUGAAGAUUGUGAUGAGGAUGACAAAGACAACGAUGAGAAAGUUGCAGAUCAAACGGAUGCCAAGAAGGAAUGAUCAAGGAUAUUUCAGUAUGUCAAUUUUGCAGAAAUUACAUUGUAGGCAUACUCACUUCUUUGCAGUUUGUUUUUGGAAUAUUUAUUACUAGAUUUUGGGUGAUUCUUUUUUUGCCGAAUACAAAUUUUGGAUUUUAUCAUUGUUCUGUCAACCUAAACGUAACCAAAAUAGAUGUCAUGUUACACUUAAGAGAUUUGUAUGAAAUAUGUUAUGUUAUUGUUCAA
Messenger RNA from Trifolium pratense (red clover), 1116 nucleotides. RefSeq lists its product as uncharacterized. NCBI's taxonomy places the organism in Eukaryota, Viridiplantae, Streptophyta, Magnoliopsida, Fabales, Fabaceae. The transcript has 8 exons. The record is from RefSeq and is a predicted model, not a curated record. The coding region runs from base 185 to 892 and encodes 235 amino acids.